Molecule: messenger RNA, 2144 nt
Organism: Xyrauchen texanus (razorback sucker)
Lineage: Eukaryota; Metazoa; Chordata; Actinopteri; Cypriniformes; Catostomidae
Product: katanin p60 ATPase-containing subunit A1-like
Exons: 11
Coding region: 199-1656 (485 amino acids)
Biological process (GO): microtubule severing
Cellular component (GO): microtubule cytoskeleton
Molecular function (GO): microtubule binding; microtubule severing ATPase activity; ATP binding
Source: RefSeq, a predicted model, not a curated record
ACAAUCACUUCACAGGUGCCGUUCCCAAACGAGUGAACUGUAAUGUGAAGUUAUGAGCGUGAGUGUUGCGCUGAAGUAGUUGCAAAUAAAAUGAUCCUCGUCUACAACAGCACACACGCGCACGCGAGUUCUUGUCGCCAGUAGUUGCUGAAUGGUGUGCCUCUCCUUCCAAAGCCUCAAACCUCAUUACUGUACAGAAUGAGUUUGGGGGAGAUCAAUGAGAAUGUGAAGCUGGCCAGGGAAUAUGCCCUGCUGGGAAACUACAACUCUGCAGUGGUCUGUUAUCAGGGGGUCCUGGAGCAGAUCAGAAAAUACAUGUACUCCUUGAGAGACUCCUCUCUACAGCAGAAAUGGCAACAGGUUUGGCAGGAGAUAAAUGAGGAAACGAAGCAAGUUCGGGAAAUCAUGGCAACACUUGAGAGCUUCCAGCUGGGGUCGACCCCAUCCAAACCCAGCAGUUUUGGCCAGGAGAAUGAUAUUAUGCCUGUUCAUGUGGAACACCGGUCUUCUCCAUGUGUAGUGCGGAAAUCCUCUGGGCCAUAUAAAGACAGCAAAAGCCAUGGUAAUCGGAUAAGUGGUGGCCUUCGUGGUCAGCAGCGGCCUUCACCACGUGUCGUCAACAGUGACAAGGGAAGAUCUCAAAAAGGCAAAGAAAAGAAAGAAAACCCAUCAAAACCUAAAGAUGACAAGAACAAAGCAGAGGGGGUUGAGACAGAGGUGAAGAGGUUUGACCGAGGAGGAGAGGACAAAGACCUGAUUGACACUCUGGAGAGAGACAUCAUCUCCCAAAACCCUAACGUGACGUGGGAUGCCAUUGCUGACCUGGUGGAAGCUAAAAAGCUGUUGAAAGAGGCAGUGGUUCUGCCCAUGUGGAUGCCCGAGUUCUUUAAAGGAAUAAGGCGACCAUGGAAGGGAGUCUUGAUGGUCGGGCCGCCAGGCACAGGAAAGACAUUGCUGGCCAAAGCUGUUGCCACUGAGUGCAGAACUACCUUCUUUAACGUCUCCUCCUCCACCCUCACCUCUAAAUACAGAGGAGAGUCUGAAAAACUUGUACGGCUGCUGUUUGAAAUGGCCCGAUUUUAUGCCCCCACCACUAUCUUCAUUGAUGAGAUAGACUCCAUAUGUGGCCGUAGAGGAACCUCAGAAGAACAUGAAGCCAGCAGACGUGUCAAAGCUGAACUUCUCGUCCAAAUGGAUGGUGUUGGUGGGACGUCUGAAAAUGACCCUUCAAAAAUGGUGAUGGUUCUGGCAGCCACCAACUUCCCUUGGGACAUUGACGAAGCUCUGAGACGUCGACUAGAGAAAAGAAUUUAUAUCCCUCUGCCCUCAGCUAAUGGCAGAGUGGAGUUGUUGAAGAUCAAUCUGAAAGAGCUGGACCUGGCUAAUGAUGUUGACAUGGACAAGAUUGCUGAGAAAAUGGAGGGAUACUCUGGUGCUGACAUUACCAACGUUUGCAGAGACGCAUCUCUGAUGGCAAUGAGAAGGCGGAUUGAGGGUUUGACCCCAGAGGAGAUUCGAAAUUUACCAAAAGAUGAGAUGCACAUGCCCACUACGAUGGAGGAUUUCAAGACUGCACUGACGAAAGUAUCCAAGUCUGUAUCUGCUGCUGACCUAGAGAAAUAUGAGAAGUGGAUAGCAGAGUUUGGCUCCUGCUGAUGGUGCCGGACACAUACUCGGGUUGAACAAUCUCCUUUGCUCCUGCUUACAAUCGACAUCAGUACUUUGAAUAGUUGAGGGCCUGUUUCAGGGGUCAGAUCCCUGUGCCCAGAUAGGUCUUGCCUUAAGGUUAUAUGUAAAAUAUUUAUUAGUUUGUAGUACUAGUAUACCACACUGACCAAAGACUAGCAACUAUUCACUGUUUAGUCACCAACUGCUACCUUAUUUUUGCUAAGAGCUAUGCACGUUACCAAGUUUACUGUUCCUUCUGUGCCAUUGUGUGGUUGACUUAAAGGCCAAAGUUACCAGCGUUGCACAAUUCUUCUGAGUCGUGAUGAUUAACAGACCAGAGUGUCUUAAAAGUAUGUUCGGCGCUUGAAUUUUAUAAACACUAUUGACUAGUUCUGGUUUUCUCUUAAUAAGUGACAUUCCUUUGCUAUGAUCAAUUUGUAAAAUUAUAUAUUUUGCUGAAUAAACAUUUUAAAACA